This is a messenger RNA of Harmonia axyridis, 8859 nucleotides long. Its product is annotated as oxysterol-binding protein-related protein 3-like. The record is from RefSeq and is a predicted model, not a curated record. Gene Ontology annotation, molecular function: cholesterol binding. Gene Ontology annotation, cellular component: intracellular membrane-bounded organelle; perinuclear endoplasmic reticulum; plasma membrane. The transcript is spliced from 10 exons. Lineage: Eukaryota; Metazoa; Arthropoda; Insecta; Coleoptera; Coccinellidae. Bases 267 to 3059 code for a protein of 930 amino acids.
ACCAAUGCUGAAACAACUAGUGUCAUUCAUUACGACUAGUUUUUGUAAAAAUGCAAGGUGCGCCAAUCGUUGAGUAGUUGCUGAGAUAACUUCGAUUUGAUUAAUUUCAAAUAAAAGUUAGUUCUGUGUAGUGUUGUCAAUUAAAUCCGGCUAAAAUUACUCACAAGUUUUUCCACUGUAUUUUAGCAAUCUUAAGAUAUACAUAACCAUUUUUGCUCAAUCAUAUAUUUAUUGUAAAUCAAAAGUGUAUACACCAAGAAACAAGAAUGGCUAGUGGUGAUAAGAAAAGUCCUCAGUUGAGUAAAUUGAAAUUGAAAGUGGGCAAUAAUACUAAUGUGACUCGAAGUGAUUCGGAUGCUAGUGUCGAUACUGCUAGUUUAAGUGCUGAAAGUGUGCCGGAACAGAAUCAUACAAUACAUACUGGAAAAAAGAGGAAGAAACCUAGGAGAGGCUCUGAAUGGGAAAUAAUGGAAGGACUGAAGGAUGGUCAACGUUAUGAAAACAAACCACAUCUUUAUAAAGGAUUUUUACAUAAAAAAAGGAAGUGGCCUCUGAAGGGUUGGCACAAGUCUUCUUUUUUCCAGAGGUAUUUCAUGCUAGAGAAAGGUAUAUUAAUCUAUGGGAAAGGUCCGAAUGAAAUCAGCAAAGGAAAAAUUCAUGGUUCAGUCGAUAUAGGCUUGUCGGUUAUAUCAACAAAAUUGAAGAGACGAAGAAUAGACAUUGACGCAGAAGAGUUCAUCUAUCACGUAAAAGCAAAAACAGACGAAACUUUCAACGCUUGGGUACAACAAUUAACAGCACAUAGAUUGUAUAGACAGCAUAUAUUAACAUAUGGAAACAAUAUUGGGGCACUAUUUAAACCAUCUGAUGGAUUAACAAGUAUUCCAAGGACUCCAGAAAUCGUUAGUAGAGAUGGCAGUUUAAACCGAGGACUGAAAGGUCCUGGUGGUUCUGGUAGACUCACUUUCUGGCUCCAAGAUUCCCUUACAUCUGUGGAACAGUUCCAACGUGAUACAAUCUCCAUUGAACUCAAUAUCACAAAGCUCUCGAAACUUUUAAAGCAGCUGGAGUCAGCGUCAGUGAUUCAUGAUAAUGCUUCAGAGAUUCUGUCACCAAAUAUAAAGAAAGAUCGAAGAAAGUUCGGUUUGAAAAAGAAGAAAUCUGCCUCUAAAGGUGGUAGUGUAGAUCUAACUAUACAAUUCAGUAACAAAAACAUUGAUUGUGAUAAUACUUCUCCCCUUUCUGCUAAUUCCUUGAGUGGUAUAUCUACUGGACCUCAACAGAUACCCACUGGAACCAGCUUACCAGUUCCUAUAACAAUACCUACCCCAGAUAGUUUAAGCAAUACUGAUGUGAUUUCCCUUUCUUCUGAAAUUCAGUUACGAGAUGACUUCGUUACAUUAGCAAAAACAGUGUUGAACAGCCUUAAAACCUUCUCAUUUGGCCUAAGUACAGAACGUGACCGGCUUAAAAAUGCUUUGGAGUCUGAAAACCAAUCCAAUGUAAAUCAAAGUAUAGUCAAUCUUAAAAACAGUCUUAACCAAGCUAUUCAGCAGAAUACUGAUUUGAGGAAUCGUUUGCAGAAGAUACACGACACAGCAGAUAUAGCAGAACUUUCAAUUUUGGAUCAUGUUUCUGAAGGGAACCGACCACAUAAAAAUUCGCUAAGCUACAGCUCAUCGUGUGUUAGUGCAACUGAAUUUUUUGAUGCUGAGGAUUUACCUAAUGAAAAGCCAAAGUCAGAUGGUGGUGCAGAUAUUGACGGUGACCUGGAGGUUCAAGAGGAGGAGUCUGAGGUGCGUACAAGGUCAGAAAGUAGUUCCGAGGCAGGUUCCUUGUCUAGUGGAGAAGGCAGCAUAAGUUCAGAAUCUGAUAUCGGUCAGGAACUGAUGCCAGCUAAUAAUUUGCUAGAAAUCACAGGAAACCAAGGUCUAACUGGAAGAAGAACAAUGCUCCCAGUGCCGAGGCCACCCACAGAGGGUUUGUCCCUUUGGAAUUUGUUAAGUCGAAAUAUUGGAAAGGAUUUGUCUCAAAUCAGUAUGCCAGUUGCAUUAAACGAACCCCUAAAUGUGUUACAAAGGCUGUGUGAAGAAUUAGAGUAUUCUGAAUUAUUAGACAAGGCUGCUUCACUUGACGAUCCCUAUGAACGUAUGGUUGAAAUUGCUGCAUUCGCAGUGUCGGCUUACGCAAGUACACUGAGCAGAGCCGGAAACAAACCUUUCAAUCCUCUGUUGGGAGAAACGUAUGAGUGUAUCAGAGAAGACAAGGGUUUCCGAUUUUUAGCCGAGCAAGUGUCCCAUCAUCCACCAGUCAGUACGUGCCAUGCAGAAAGUCCAAAUUUCACAUUCUGGCAAGAUGCUAGAGUAAAAACGAAGUUUUGGGGAAAAAGUAUGGAAUUCCAGCCACUUGGUAAUAUAAACGUGUUGCUACCAAAAACUGGAGACCUUUAUACUUGGAACAAAGUUACUACCUGUGUACAUAAUUUAUUCAGUGGUCAACGAUGGGUCGAUCAAUAUGGGGAAUUGAAUAUUACAAAUGGCAGGAUCACCUGUAAAUUGACGUUCAAUAAGGCUAGCUAUUGGUCCAGUAAAAGACAUGAGGUUGUAGGAGCAGUUUACGAUGAAGCUGGAAAGCCAGUGAGACGUCUUUUCGGAAAGUGGUCAGAGUCGUUGUAUUGUGGUGUUGCACCUUCUGCCCGAUGCAUUUGGAGAGCUGGUACGUUGCCCCCAAAUCAUGAGCGAUUUUACGGUUUCACGCGUUUCGCAAUUGAACUCAAUGAAUUGGGUCCUGAUUCAAAUUUAUUGCCUCCGACUGAUACCCGAUUCAGACCUGAUCAGAGGGCACUUGAGGAGGGCGACCUCUCUCUGGCCGAAAACCUCAAAUUACAAUUGGAGACAACACAAAGAGACCGGAGGAAGAGAAGGGAAGAAUUGAAUAUAAAAUACGAACCAAGGUGGUUUUCAAUUUCAAGAGGCGACGCUUGGCAAUAUAAUGGAAAAUACUGGGAAUGCAGAAAAACCCCUGGAUUUGGUAAUAUGCAGUUCGAAUCUCUUUGGUAAACCGUAAAUUAACUACUUCCUGCUAUUUAGAUGAACUUGAUUCACCGAUGCUUCUUGGCUAAUGUUUUUAGUAGAUUGUUUACUCAUUUCUAUAUAAUGUUGUUUAGAAGUAUAGUGAUUUAGGCUGAAUUCUGGUAAUUGUGGUACAAUGAAAAUUGUAAAUAUAUUCAAAGUAAUCUCCUAUAUUGAGAACUUUUUUAUGUUAUUAGAAAAACAACAAUUUUUUAAUAAUUCUUCAAAUGAUGAAACAAAAGGAUAUACACUAUGAAUAGGAAAGGUAAAUAGGCAAUUAGUGAUCAAUUGUCUGUUUAUGUUAAAAGUAGAAACCGAAAUACAAUUUUUAGGUGCAUAUAAAUAACUAAUUCAAUUAAAAUUCGGAAAUAUUCUUAAUUUAUUAGCUAAUGAACAAACAUCUGAAAAGUAGAAUGAAAUAUGGUGUUCUUAUACUAUAGCAUGUUUAGAGAUAUUUUUCAAGUGUACAUGAAAUUAUUGUAGCAGCUAUAACAUAUUUACAUCAGUUGUAUAAUACUUCUGCUCUAAAAUUAAUUUAUAUUUCUAGGUAAGAAGUAUUUCAAUAAAACUAUUGUUAUGCACUGUAACAGGAAUGGAAGAAUUUUAUACUGAUUGAUUUUUCAUGAAGUAUUUGAUAUUUUUUUAAUUGGUUUUUUUUUAUAUACUACAUAGCUUUGAAAUAUCUAAUAAUUCAUAGUAGAGUUCAGUUUCAUACAGUGUAUAGAAGUGAGUUUUUGACGGGUAUGCAAUUUCUAUUUCAACAGUAUAUCCACUCAAAUUUUAAAGAGAAACAUUUCUUCCAAGUAUUUGUAAUUUUAAAUAUUAUGUCUGGAAUCUUGGUCUGAAUUUAUGGUGUUUUCAAUAUUAGCUUGUAUAAUCUUGAUGACUCCAUUCUUCUCUUCAGUAAUAUAGCGUUUAUUCAUUCCUAAAAAUAAUUUUUGAAUAAUAUAGAAUUUAUUUAGAAUUUACUUAUAAAUUUCAUGAUGACUAUGAAACUCCAUUUUGAUAGAAUGUUCCAGAUGAACGGAAACAUAUGAAAUCAUUGUAUAAAGAAUAUAUAGUAGCAUGACGCCAUUUGAGUUCGAUUUCACCAUCGGUUUAGGAUAAUAUCACUAUUCCUGUGAUUAGAAACUUAAUGAUAGGUCCGUAGGUUGACCAAUAAGGAUAGUGUCUGUGAUUCGAACGGCUAUUCAUAACGUCACAGUUCACCUCAAGUGCUAACGUCAAGUUUAUUAAUCCAAGAAUAGGGAUAUUAUCCUGACAUUCAUUCAUACAACGCAACCUCUUUCGGGAAGUAAUUAAUAGCUAAUAAAGAACAGGCAUUGUAUAUACAAUGAACAGAAACAUAUUGAGGCAGUAUGGCUAGUAACCUAACCCUGGCGUGACUACUUAUACCUGUAAAACUUUGGGACAAAACGGGAGAUUUAUGCCUACUUGAUUUUGAGAGAUUAUUAGACUUUUAGAUGGCGCAUACAUCGUUUAUCGUGAAUUGUAGUCAUAACUAAGAUGUCUAAAAACCUGGUGUAUGGACUGAUUAGAUUUUGCCAAUUUUGAGAAUAUUAGUUAAGCUUCUGAUUGGCUAGGAUCGGGUUUUAAUUAAUGUAUCCUGUCAAAAUCAAAGGAAAAAAGAUCGAAAUGAGAAGUAUGACAUUGCGGCGCCGCCACGAAAUAAAACUAAUAUUUUCAAUUUGGUCGAAUGUCAUUCCAUUCAUAAAUUCUCCAUGUUUUUAGACAUCUAGGUCAUAACCCAAAUGGGUGUUUGAGGUUAACAAAUACGAAUUGGUCCCAUUUCACGAAAAGUAUCCUUAUACACAAUUUAGAACUAUUCCUUACGAAUUAACUACUGGACUAAAUGUAACUAAAAUGAAAUAACAAGAAACGAAACUAUAGCAGGAAUUCGAGCAAUUUUGAAGAACGCCACCUUACAGAACUCCGGUAAGUUCUAGCCAACGCAAUAGAUGGUCUAUUUGAAAAAAUCAAAACAAAAUCUAAUUGGUGUACUCACCAGGGUUUCUAGGCAUCUUUCUAGUCACUGGGCUUGAAUUUAUUAUAACUUCAAAAUUAGAAAACAUGUUUAAUUCAUCUGAGAAAUACUAAUCAUAAUUAGUUUUCCUGGGUGGUGCCAUCUUGGUGUAGAAUCAUUUUCUCGAAAUUAUCAUCCUACUAUCUUUAUACAAUGUUUAAACUACAUAUUGAGUAAUCAACUUAAAGCAAAUUUUUCAUAUGAAUAUUGACAAGACCAGGUUAUAUUGUCCAGCAAUUGAAACCUAUCAGGUCAAUAUUUUUUUAGUAAUAAAUUAUUAUGAAAAUUUGAUAAAUUAUCAUCAGUACUCUCUCCUUCCGAAAUAUUGAAAAAACGAUUUCUGUUAUUAUUUUUCAAAUAUUUUGGAUUAAUUGAUCAUCAGAAUUGAGCAAUAUGUAUACAUAUAGGACUUUUUUAAUUGCACCAGUAUGAUGGCUGAUACAAAAUCGUUGAGGAAAGGCAAAUCAAAUUGAUCAAAGCACCAGUUUAUUCAACAAAGAAAUAACAUUAAUAUUUCUUUUCUAAUGAAGCUAAACUUCUGAAUGGUUGAAAAUUAUAUACAAAUCAAAUACUCCCCUUUGUAGUGUGUAUAAAUUAAUAUAGUUUGAAAUAUAUUGCCAGAUAUUCCUCCUUAGUCUUAUGUAGUUCUCAAAGAAGUACAUUCUGGCACUGAAAAUUUUCGAUGGAAUGAUAAUAGAUUAAUUGAAUUGCAUAAUUGCUUCAGUGUAAUUUUAGUGUAUAGAUUUGAGAUAAAUGAAAUUGUGAUUGUUAUUUUUUAAAAUAGGAAUUUUGUAAAGGAAUUCUUUGGAGUUUCUUAUCUAGUCACUCACAGAGUUGAGGUUCGAUGUUUUUAUUAUAUUGUUGUAAAAUGCAAGUUGAUAAUGUGAUCCUUUAAUUUUUUUUUCCCUAUAGUGGUUGAGGAUAGUUUGUAAUAUUUUUAAGUGAUUAUAGAACUGCAAAAUUUUAGGUACUAAUGGUUAUUUUUUUCAUCAGAUAUCCAUUUCAAUAUUAUGAAUUUGAAUGCUACAACAAAUUUUCAAGUAGACUUGAUAGAGUUUAGUUUUAUUGACUUCAUGGUGACUAUUCUCAUUUUUUUGUGGGAGUAUUUAAUGCUCUUGAUAUGUAGUUAUACUGAAAGAAAAUGUUUCACAAAUAUGGUAAACAUUUUCUUAUGUGGUGAACUGACAGGAAAAAUGUAGUGGCAACCACAGUUAGUCUAGAAUAGUUUGUGAAGUUACAUAAAUGUGUAUUUUAAGUAAGGCUCAGAUUUCAGUCUUUUCGAUAAAAGAUGAUAAAUAUAACUAUUUCAUAAAUAGUUGAAAUAAAAAAAAGGUCCUCACGGUUUUUUUUUAACAUGAUAGUAGUGUGUGAAUGUGAGGUGAUCUUUAAAUAAUUCUCAUACAAUUUAUUGUCAUCAGUUGGAUUUUUAGUUGCAGUUAUCGGUGCAAUUUGAAUACAAAUAUUUGGAAACAUUAAUAAUAUAGAGUUAUCUUGGAUAUAUUAUUAUUUAUGAUCAAGGAGGUUUGAAUCCAAAUUCAAUGACAUUCAUGUCUCAACACAUAUAUAUGUACCUAAAACAUCUCUUAAACCUGAGUAAUUAAACCUUUUAUGGGUUCAAAUCCAAAUUAAAUCGUCUUUAUGUCUUGAUACUAUGAACCCCUUAAUUAAAAUAUUCUGUUUUUGAGACUAUUUUGACGCCUUUUUUCAUGUCUAUUUCUGGUCAUUAUUACACUAUGCCUUUUUGACGCUUUUUUCAGAGCUGCAAACCUACCAUUAUUUAUUUUAUUUUCAUGUUUUGUUCCUAAAGUUUUGAGUGGUUAAUUUCACAUUUUCUGUAUAUUAUACAACCGUAAUAAACAAAAUUCUUCCUAAUUUGAACUAUACUAGAUCCUCAAAAAUGAUGUAACGCAAAAUUACUUUAUCGUUUCAUAUAAAAUAAACUCUACAUUAGUCAAAGCUUUACCUUUAUUUUCCAGUCGAAUUCUUAUAGAAAUAAAAAUUAAUUCUUAGGCGCUCAUAUUGGAGAAAUCCAGCGUCAAAUAAAAAUCUAUGGCCGAGAAACUUGUACAGAUGCUUACCGUAGUAGUAAGUGAAACGUCAGGAGAAGAACCAACUAUACCAAGGCUAAAAAGCCCGAAAUUUUGCAAUACAACAGAAUAUUACCUCCGAUUUGUUAUUUUCUAUUGGAUGAUAUUCUAACACAAAUAUUCUCAAUUUCUUAGCUUUGCAUCGUUGCAUUUUCGAUAAACAAUUUUUUUUACAUUGAUUCUGUACCAUAUUACAUUCAAAUAGAUUUUAUAGUCUACGAUAAAAGAUAUAGUAGGCAGAUGUACAAAAUAAUUUUUACCCGAUUUCAUGUUUUGUUGACUUCAUAAUUGUAUUCAUAAAGUGUGAUAUUAAUCCCCCAAAUAUUUAUGAAGAUAUAACAUAACCACAAAAAUAACUUCAAGGUUUUCAGUUCUGUAAUUACCCCUGUAACAAUUGUUAUAAAAGCAUAAAGUGAUAGUAUCAGAAAUCAGCCCAGAAAUAGACAUAUCAAUAGGAGUCACAAUAGAAUUGAAAAAGACCUGGUAUUGUAAGGGGCAUCAGAAAUAGGCCGGAAGGCAUGCGCACGAAAAGCCGGGCUCAGAAAUAGCCUGGAAAAAGCAUAGUGCAAUGAGGGUUUGAUGCUUGUAAAUUUUUGUUAUACGUGAUUGAUUGCAUAGAUUUUUUCUUUUGGGCUUUGUUAUUACCUCGGCAAUUUCUUCGAAAUUAUUCUUUAAGUGAUGAAAAUAAUUUUGUUGUCAUGUGUAGAAUUGCACUUUUGAAAAAAAAUUGAAAGUAGAUUUCACCAUUCACUUGAAAAUUUGAUAAUAAAUAUUCUGCAAAUGCAUACCAAAAAACUAUACAUUACCUUGAACAAUAAACCCUCCAAGUCAAUAAAACAAAAUCACAAAAAUUGAAAUUCCUCAGGUAAUUUUCAUUUUAAAGAAUUUUAUUUAUGUUUUCUUUCCCAACUCUCAUUCAUUUUUAGUUUUUGUGAAGUUUAUUUGAAUAUUUUCAUUCUGGGACAUAUAACGCAUCGAAUAGCAUUUUUAUCAAAGAUACUGAAAGUACUUGAUGAGAAAGAGGGUUAAGCAAAUUUGAAUCCAUGCAGCAUGACGAUAAAAAUUCACAGCUUUUCUUGAAAAAUUGGCACAAUCAAGUUGUUAUAGUCAAGAAAUAUUUCAAGUCAUGUUUUCAAUUUUCUAUAAUUUCCAGUCUCAGUUAUUCUGAUGCUUUGAUUUUGAAAGAAACAGUACUCCUCAAGCUAUUAAGAAAAUUAAAAACCAGCAAAAGCGUACGUGACAAUAUCUCCUUUUUUAUUUCUGCUAUAUUAUGUUUCAAAUUGUUUGUUCCUGAAUGCAUGAGUUAUAUUGUUUAUGGAUUGAUUGGCUAGUUCAAGUUGUGACUUCCUAUUGUGAUUAUAUUAGACAAAUAUUUUUUUUCACAAAUUUCCAGCUUGACUACUACUCUCUUCAUUUUCAGUUCAAUAAUUUCUAAUAUUUUUCAUAGAAAUAUAUCGAGGAAUUUUUUCCAGUGGAUUACUAAAAAGUCAAUGAUUCAAUGACAAUAAAGUUUGCAGUUCAAUGGAAUUUUCCUUAUCUCUUAUUGUAGCUUCAUAUUAUUCAAAUUCCAGCUUGCACAGUUUGUUAAAUAUAAAUAAGAAAUCCGCCUACUUUAUUUAUAUGUUGUGAAAAAUAUUAUAUUAUUUUUGAAGAAAUUGAAAAUAAAUUCAAUGCUGAA